CUCCCAGCAUGUCAUAUGUUCGCGGCACCGCGCGCGCGAAUCCGGCUCAGUAUCGCGCGGAACUCCCUUUCGCCGCUUCUGGCCCAACCGAUUCCCGAAUUCCCGCGGCCCACCGGCAGUAGCUCGUACACGGGUGUAUAGGUAUAGCCGUACGGCACGGGCGCCAACACCACCGGCCAACGAUGUCUUCGCUGUUGUCGUCCACGACGGCGGCCCCGGUCACUUCGACCGUCUCCUCUUCCGCCGCCGCCGCCACCACCGUCGCCUCCGCCGCCGCCGCCACGGGCUCGACGGCGGCGGUGACCACGCUGACGGCGGUUUGCGUGGCGUUGGCGCUGAUUUUGGUGGCCAUGUGCUUGUUGGACCUGCCGUACUUCUUCCGGUCGCUGUUCAGCUACGUGUCGGCCACGUGCUUCAAGAAGAAGCUUCGGGCCACCGACACGGCCGUGUACUCGUCCGUGUGCCUGACUUCCGACCUGGACGUGUACCUGACCCACAUGAACAACGCCCGGUACCUGCGCGAGAUCGACCUGGCCCGCAUCGAGUUCCUGUUGCGCACCGGCAUAUGGCGCGAGCUCCGGCGCCGCGGCGGCCUCAUAUUCACCAUCGCCAACAGCGUCCGGUACCGGAGGUUCGUGCGCACGUUCAGCCGGUACGAGAUCCGCACCAGGAUCGUGUACUGGGACGACGUGUCCAUAUUCUUCGAGUUCCGAUUCGUGUCGAAGGCCGACGGGUUCGUCCGGGCCAUCGUGUACAACCGGCAGCAGGUGGUCGGCUGCAGCGCGGACGAGCUGAUGCGCACCGUCGUCGGGGGCGGCGGCGGCGACGCGACAGAGGCCGCCAAGACGGCCGCCGAUGGCGCGUACCACCGGCCCGAGUGUCCCAUCGAGAUACACCACUGGAUACAGUCCAACCUCAUGUCCAGCGCCAGCCUCAAGGCCGAGAUCGGCGACGGCGAUCCGCUGUAACGCGCCCGCCGCGCACGUGGGCGGCCGUUGGGUGCCUCGCGCUACUAGGUCACACGGUACACCGCGCGGACCAGAGAAAUUCGUUUUGGUGCAUUUUCCUCGCGCAUGACAACGUCACGCCGUAUCGCGUACCGAGUCGUAAUUCCGCGUGACGUUUAGUGUGCAUAAUAUUAUUGUUAAAUUCUGCGAGUCUGUUGAUGUCGCUUGGCUUAUACUAUCACGCGAGGAGGUAGGAUCAACAGUGUACCGAAAAUCCGUCUGCAUUUCGAUCAGCGCUUGUCGGUAUCAAGCUAUAUACCUAAGUAUACCUAUUACUGUAUUAUUAUUAAUAGUAGUUUCGGGUCGAGUCAAUAGGCGAUAUUGUUUUUUUUUCUUUCCAUAUUUAUGCGAACAUUUUUUAUUUUGAAUGUACAAAUUUAUUAUUUUACAAGUAUGAUUAGAUACUAUUCAACGUGUUCAUCAAUAGGAUUAUUUUCCCGUCAUUUUUGUUUAAAGUUAAGUAUUCUUCUCCGUCGUAUCUUUUUUUCGAAAUAAUUUUUCAUUUUUGCACCCAAACACGCGUAUUUCAUUUUACACCUUCACAUAUUUUCAAAAAACGAUGUGUCCAAACGUGUCGCGUCCAUACUGUGAUAAACUGCUGCAUCUUCAUCUAGUGAUGUACACCUUGAUAAAUUUAGUGCACGCGGCGCUAUUGCAUAUCGAUUAUUAUCGCUUUCAGCUUUGAACGUGGGCUCGAUUGGUUUUUAUUGUUUUUUUUUUUAAAAAUAUCUUAAAUUUGAUAUCGAUUACACAGAGAUACACAUACACACCCAUGCAUAAAAAAUAAUUAAGAAAAUAUUUUAUUAUAUAACCGUUUGUAUACCAAUCGAGACCACAUUAUAACGUCAUAUACUUAUGAUAAUUAAUAUAUUACAAAUUAUAUAAUAUAAUUGAUUAUUAUAAUCAUAAUUAUCAUACUCGACUGUACUUUAUAUGUUCUAGUCUAAUUGUCUGCCUUUUAUAUAAUUUAAUUAUGAUUAUGUUCAGAUACUCUUGUAUACUAUAGUAAUAUAAAUCAGGACGUCCGUUUACUC
Molecule: messenger RNA, 2041 nt
Organism: Melanaphis sacchari
Lineage: Eukaryota; Metazoa; Arthropoda; Insecta; Hemiptera; Aphididae
Product: protein THEM6-like
Exons: 1
Coding region: 183-968 (261 amino acids)
Source: RefSeq, a predicted model, not a curated record